Molecule: messenger RNA, 2033 nt
Organism: Pecten maximus
Lineage: Eukaryota; Metazoa; Mollusca; Bivalvia; Pectinida; Pectinidae
Exons: 3
Coding region: 379-1173 (264 amino acids)
Source: RefSeq, a predicted model, not a curated record
UACCUCACAUUGUCAACAUGGAAUAAAGGCGACCUACUUCAAAUCCACGUGGUAUUCAUCGCGAGAAAAACUAUUUAUGACACACUUCCCCAAAAAUUUAAUUUGGCUGAAGACGCUUCUGCUUGUUAAAAACACGAGACUUUAUCAAGGGACGGACAUGUGGCCGGAGAUACGUGCGUAACCUAGAUUUGGAAUGUCCUCUCCGAGACGUCACGGGCCUUACCUUUAAAAUGGGUGUCACGACGAAUCUAUAAUAGGAGAUCACUCAAGCAUUUCCGAACAGUAGAGGGUGUGUUUAUGAACCAGGUAUCAGACGGAUACACUUUUUAAUCAGCGUCACUAUUACAGAAACAGUUCUUCAUUCAGCACAGAUAAGUUAUGGCAAAGCGACCAGGAAUUUUUGUAGCCGUGGUCGUCUUAACGUUCCUGGGAUUUUUCUUCCAGACGGCGGGAUUGGCAUUGCCCUGGUGGUUUGUGGUAAACGAUAUAGUGUAUUUGGGAGUAUGGUUCCUCGCCUUCUGCUGGGGUGGAAACAUCGGAUCAGGCAACUGUACGACCAUUACUUUUAGUGCGGCAGAUCAGGCUUCCCAGCCGGGCAGUGAAGUAGCUGGCCAGUGGUUUUACAUCAUAUUCCAGAUCUGUACGACGGCAGGUGUUGGGACAGUGUUGCUGUGUUUGGUCGGUCUCCUGAUUGGUGUUUGUUGUUCCUGCUGUAAAAGCAAAUGUGCCUACGUCUUCUGUUGUGUGGGCCUCUUUUUGUCGGCCCUUCUGGUGUGUCCUGCUCUAGCACUGUUUGGUCUGGCAUAUGUUUACCUUGGUAGCUACAUUUUGGAGACAUUAUCGCCGACGACUUUCCCAUAUUCCGCCUUAGCUUCUGGUUUGGGAUGUUUCAUCACAUUUGUGGCCGGCAUCACACUUGCCAUUGCACUGUGUUCCUGGAACACUUACAUGAGGGACGAUGAGGAUAAUGAUUACCCGGGUACGCCAAUGACACAAACUGGGUAUACAGAUGGCUACAAUAGUAGCAGACAGGGUAACGACAAACAGGGCUACCGACAACAAGGCUACGACAACCAGGGCUACCCACAACAAGGCUACGAAAAGAAAUCACAACAUCACCAGUACGCCCAGCCAAACAAUAUGUACAGACCUGUGGCAUCGAAGCGCUACUGACCAUGUCAACGUCGUCAUAAUAAUACACGCCUCUCCUAUAUAGAGAUAACUACUACAUUGCCUAUAUAAGAAGAUGAUAAGAGUAUUCGUUACUUAUGGUGUGACAAGUCCAUCACAAUUAACAUAUACAUGUAGAAACAUGAGUGGGUGUGUGCAUGUGAACAUUCGAGUUUUGCAUAACAUAAUACAAAUGUAAUUAUUUUGGUUUUAUAAUAAUAUUUCUUGGUUUGUAUAAACAAUGAAUAUGCAUGUUAAACCAACAUUGGAUAUCCUUUAUUGAUAAACUGAUGUGCAAUAAUAUAUUGUAAAUUUAAGAUUGUGUAAUUGUGUUCGGAUGCAUGUGUUGUAUGAUCUGCGCUUUACCAAUGAGAUAAAAUCGGCAUAGUUGUGUUUACAUUGUGAUGUCAUUCCACUUGUUACGUUGACUUAGUGGUUUUACAGGAGUGUGUAGGGUAUGUGUGGUGUGUGUGUGUGGUAUGUGUGUGGUUAAUUGGGGUAGGUUAGUGUGCCGUGUGUUGUUCCGGACUAUUAAACUCGGUAGGGACUGGUUAACACUAUAACAUGCGAACUCCGACGAGACCCGGAGAGAACACGGACUAUGUACACUAUCCUCUAUUUUAAGGGCACAAUUGCAUCUUACAUUAUUUAAACAGUUUUUCGUAUGUACUUCCUUUAGAUCAUAUUCCAUUUACGAUCCAACUCCCUUGCUUUUAUGCAGUCCCAGGUGAUCAUGUUCAUUUAUUGUUUGUGUAUAUUUCUGUGGGCCAGUCGAAAUAACAUUAACGAGUAAUGCAGUUAUUUAAAUCCUGUAAUCAGAUCGAUAAAUGAUGUUUUAUUAAAGUUAUCAUAUCCCACAUGUA